Molecule: messenger RNA, 753 nt
Organism: Hyalella azteca
Lineage: Eukaryota; Metazoa; Arthropoda; Malacostraca; Amphipoda; Hyalellidae
Product: sporozoite surface protein 2-like
Exons: 2
Coding region: 1-753 (250 amino acids)
Source: RefSeq, a predicted model, not a curated record
AUGGGGUGUUUACAGGGAGCUGGGGGUGAUACCGGUCCCGCCAACCCCACCAGCCCCUCUAGCUCCUCAAGGCCCACUAACCUCCUCAACCCCACCAGCCCCUCUAGUUCCUCAAGGCCCACUAAUCUCCUCAACCCCACCAGCCCCUCUAGCUCCUCAAGGUCCACUAACCUCCUCAACCCCACCCGCCCCUCUAGCUCCUCAAGGUCCACUAACCUUCUCAACCCCACCAGCCCCUCUAGCUCCUCAAGGUCCACUAACCUCCUCAACCCCACCAGCCCCUCUAGCUCCUCAAGGCCCACUAAUCUCCUCAACCCCACCAGCCCCUCUAGUUCCUCAAGGCCCACUAACCUCCUCAACCCCACCAGCCCCUCUAGCUCCUCAAGGCCCACUAACCUCCUCAACCCCACCAGCCCCUCUAGUUCCUCAAGGCCCACUAACCUCCUCAACCCCACCAGCNGGUCAAGAGAGGAUUACGAGUGGUCAGUGUGUGGGUCAAGAGGGGAUUACGAGUGGUCAGUGAGGAAUUCAAGAGGGGAUUACGAGUGGUCAGUGAGGAGGUCAAGAGGGGACUACGAGUGGUCGUGUGUGGGUCAAGCUGGGGUUACGAGUGGUCAGUGCGGGGGUCAAGAGGGGGUCAAGUCACGCAACAACCCCCCCGCCGGCCGGAGUCAGCGGGGGUCCACUAAUCGAACCGCCGCCUCGCGUAAUGGAAAGUCGGCAAAGCGUGAAAAUUUCAUCAAGAAACCAUAA